UAUAGCAAAAACUCUGUUUCAUUUCUCGUCUGAAACCUUUCCUGCUCCAAAAAGAAACUAGUCCUUGUUUGCCUGGAUGGCUGGACAUGACAGCACGGCCCGCUCAAGACACUACACGUGUGCUCAAACUUCAACCUCAAUCAUGAUUAUUGCUUUUCCAUCUUAACUUAGAAUUUAAUUCGUCAGCUUAACGCUUAAUUAAUUUCUACUAAUCAGAUUUAUCUACACGGUUAAUAUUCCUCUCUUGUACCCCCUCUCUCACACCUUUGUUAUCUUCUUCCUUUUACCACUUGUUUUGGCUACCCGUUCAACUUCUUUCAUCCUCCUCUUCUUCACUCAAAAAAGCUUUAAUCUUUCUCAGCCUUGGUGAUUGCUUCUGUAUACUGCUCUGCAAAACCAAAGUAUUGGUGCCUUGGUGGCUUGAAAUGUCUUCAGAAGAAAUGGAUGCUGAAAAAAUGAGGCAAGAUAUACUUCAACUAUUCUUCAAGCUCACAAGAGACUUCUCAGAGUCUGAAUCUCAAAGGAAGGAUCUUAAGGAAAAGCUUGAGCAGAGUGAAGCUGAAAAGAAAAAGGUUAAGAAACAGCUCGAGCAAAGUGAGGCUCAAAAGAACCAUCUCAAGAAAGAGCUUGAGCGGACUGAAGCUGAGAAGGAUGGGCUCAAGAAGAAUCUUGAGCUGACUGAAGCUCAAAUGAAAGUGCAGCUCAAAGUUCUAGAGCAGCAUGAGAUGCAACUGCAACAGCUGAAUGAUGGGGCUGGCCUAGAGAAAAAGAAGGCGAAUGCAUUGGUGUCGUGGUUAGCAGAAGAGUACAAGAAAUGUCUGGAGGAGAAUGAAAAAUUUCACUGGAUAAACAUCGAGUUGGAGAAGCAGCUUGAUGCAAAGAAGAAGCGCAUAGUUGAAUUGAAGGUUAGCACUAAUUAUUUUCGAGCACAGUUGAGGAAAAUGGAAGAGGAAUUGGCAGAUCGUGAAGCAUUCAACCUCAUGCCUCUUGUCAAAACAGAUGAAGUGAAUGUGGAACUGCAGAUUGUGAAGCAUUCAACCUCAUGCCUCUUGUCAAAACAAAUGAAGUGAAUGAGGAACUGCAGGAUCUAUAGGAGGUUUGUAUUGUUCUCUUGUAGGAAUAUGCAUAAAAGAGGUGAGCAUAUAUAAGAAUAAAAAUUUGAGCCAUUGAAUUGCCAAACACGUUUAAGAUUCAAGUCUUGGCAAUCCAAUGGCUCAAAUUUUUAUGUUUAUGCAUGCUCACUCUUUUAUGCUUACAAGAGAGUUUCUCUAUCCCUUUUGUUAAGAUGAUUAGUAGAUGACUAGCACUUUUGUUAUUUUGCACUAUUGAAAAAGAUAUGGUGGCAGUGCGCUUUCAUAGUAGUAAUGCUAGUUGAAUCAUUGUAAUUUUGCAUUUUAUGGAUAUGAUUUGUAAUUUUGUACCACCAUAACUAUGAACGCCAACUUUGAUGUCUAAUUGAAGG
Rosa chinensis is the source of this 1462-nucleotide messenger RNA. Its product is annotated as spindle pole body component 110. The record is from RefSeq and is a predicted model, not a curated record. The transcript is spliced from 5 exons. The coding region runs from base 426 to 1070 and encodes 214 amino acids. NCBI's taxonomy places the organism in Eukaryota, Viridiplantae, Streptophyta, Magnoliopsida, Rosales, Rosaceae.